AACGUCACCGCAAUAGAUAAAAGUCUGGAUCUUAGUGGGUCUACGAAAACUUUAAAUAUUACCAACGGAGUAGGAUCUUACUUUUUGGUCAUCGGGGAUGGAGACGGUGGAGAGUAUUAUUCCGCGGAUUUUGAUGUUACUGAUGAUACCGAUACCACCGACACGGAAACAACUGAAGAAACAACUGAGGAUAGCGGAAUAUCCGGCGGUACCAUUGUAGCCAUCUUCUGCUGCGUACUAUGCUUCGCGGGCACCGGGCGUGCCAUUGGACAAUCGAUCAGGCAAUCGCUACGACUUUCCUUUGUGGAAUACGUCGAAAAGACCAGUGACACAAUAAGCAAAGCGGUUGGAGAGGCCGUGGGAAGGUCGGUGGGGGAGACCAUGGGCAA
Acaulospora colombiana is the source of this 389-nucleotide messenger RNA. The record is from the annotation of a GenBank genome assembly. Lineage: Eukaryota; Fungi; Glomeromycota; Glomeromycetes; Diversisporales; Acaulosporaceae.